Messenger RNA from Bacillus rossius redtenbacheri, 10334 nucleotides. RefSeq lists its product as uncharacterized. The transcript is spliced from 10 exons. Gene Ontology annotation, biological process: regulation of transcription by RNA polymerase II. Gene Ontology annotation, cellular component: nucleus. NCBI's taxonomy places the organism in Eukaryota, Metazoa, Arthropoda, Insecta, Phasmatodea, Bacillidae. Bases 2917 to 7377 code for a protein of 1486 amino acids. Gene Ontology annotation, molecular function: RNA polymerase II transcription regulatory region sequence-specific DNA binding; DNA-binding transcription factor activity, RNA polymerase II-specific. The record is from RefSeq and is a predicted model, not a curated record.
UUAUGUUUGUUGUUUUUUUAUGACGGGGGUAGCAAUGAGCAACUAUAAUACUUGGCUUUUAACAUUGUCUUGAUAUUGUUUUUUACUGUGAAUAUUAUUAUUGAUGUACUGCGAUGACUGAUGCGAAGUGUUAUGAAAUCGACACUAUACUUUAGAUUACAACUAACGAAUGUUCAAUUCAAACGAUUUUUUGGAUUCCACGAAAUGCUAUGCUGCAAACUGUAGUCGAAUAAAACUUUUUUUUUAAAACAGUUAAAGAGAAAAUUGUACAAAGGUUAAUUAAUAUUCAAACAGCGUGUUUUUUUUAUUCACAAUGCACGAAUCUUGAGAAGUAUCUAUAUGUAAACAGCAAACACACACUGUGACUUACUCUACACUUUCGCAACCUUUGUACAAUUUUCUCAUUAACUGUUUUUUUAAAUAAAUGUUGGUAAAUAUGUAGAGUAACGGUAUCUGCGAAAAAAAAAUGUUAAAAAUCUGAAAACACUUUCAUUCUAUGCUCUUUCACUUCCUCUUUUCAUUAAAACCGGCGGAGAUAAGAAAUUACAAAUACUUUAGGAGAUAUAGAAUUUUUUAAUUUUGCAAUACAGGACCUGUGCUAUCAUUCCACCGAAGCUAUUUUUGUUUUUUUGCCGUGUGUUUGUGAAUGCGUAAUUAAAUAAAAUGGUCGAUUAGGUCAAGUCAGUUACAUUAUUAAUACUUUCAAAAUAAGCGGAUAUUACAAAUAAUGAGAAUUAAUUUUAAUGGCUGUUUAGUUUUAAAAUAUUUAUAAUGUAACUGACCUGACCAAACAAACCGGGACAAAGGAUGAACAGUAGGAACUAAAAUGGUUGAUUAGGUCAGGUCAGUUACAUUAUAAAUACUUUCAAACUAAACUGACAUUAAAAAUAAUAUGAAUUAAUUUUAAUGGUUCAGUUUUAAAGUAUUUAUAAUGUAGCUGACCUGACCUAACAAACCAGGACAAAGGAUGAACAGUAGGAACUCACGUAAUUUUUUUUUUUACUUAUUACUUGCGCAGCAAUAUAAAAAAAAACAAAAUAUUAAAAUUUGAAACGUUAAAAACUCACUUAAGUUGGAGGCGGGUACAAUUCCUUUCCCAUUAGUAGAAAAUGAUGUAGUCGUUCACCUACGUCGCGAAAAAAAAAUUCAUACUCGUAAACAAGCAACAAUGGUUAAAGCCGCAUGAAUGCACAGGUAUUGUGAUGAAAAUUUAAAAUUCGAUAUCUCCUAAAGUAUUUGGAAUUUCUUAUCUCCGCCGGGUUUAGUGAAAAGAGGAAGUUAAAGAGCACAGAAUAAAAGUAAUUUCGGAAUUUAAAAUUUUUAUUUAACAAAUAUCGCCCAAAUAUGAUAAUUAAAAAAUUUGAUAUCUCCUAAAGUAUUUGGAAUUUCUUAUCUCCGCCGGUUUUAAUGAAAAGAGGAAGUGAAAGAGCAUAGAAUGAAAGUAUUUUCAGAUUUUUAGCAUUUUUUUUUUGCAAAUACAGUUACUCUACAUAUUUACCUGUUUAAUUUAUGAAGCCACUGAAUUCAAUUCAAUUCUGCUGCUGGGUCCGCUCCCUGCAGCAGGGUCUCUGGCGCCCGCCGAGCACGUGUCUUCAGCGCGGCUCCGGGAGCUCCUUGCAGCAGUAUCUCUGGCACCCUGGCCUCCAGAGGGUCUCCAGGAGCUCCCUGCAGCAGUGUCUCUGGCCCCUGGCCUCCAGAGGGUCUCCGGGAGCUCCCUGCAGCAGUGUCUCUGGCGCCCACGCCGCCCAGGGUCGGAACAACCCCCGCGCGCCGGCCGGGCAGCGAGGCCUCUGAAUGAGAAUCAGGGCAGUUGUGAGCUGCAGGUUCUCCAGGAGUUAGGUUCCAUAACCAUGCUGAGGCACAAGAGACCGCGUGCUGAACAAUGUUGAUGAUGGUAGUUGAAUCACCACAGCAUGAGGGACGAAUCCAUUUCCCUCAUCUCUCGGACUGUUACUAAUUGCUGCCGCUUGGCAGGCUUUCACCGAGGGUAUGCCAAGUGUGUGUUCAUGAUGCUCCUACUGCACUCAGACAACACACCAGACUGUUGGGAAUGCUUGGUUGCUGACACCGGCAGCAGACACAGGGCUAGAGGAUCAUGUUUGACGGUCCUACAUAUAUAUAAGUGUUAAUGUUUUUUUUCCCCAUUUAAAAACUAUGAAAAUAAAUUAAUUUUACAGUAGUUAUUUAAUAUAAGAUUUUUUUUAUAUUUUUCAUUUAUUAAAUUGGAAACAGUCCAGUUAAUAUUUACUUGAUCCUUUGUUUAGGAUUCUGGAUUAAUUUGCUAGGAAACAUUUUGGUUUUUGAUUCAUAUUCUGUGGAAGGCAAUGCAUCCUAUCUCUAGGAAAAUUACAUUACUAAUUUAAAACAUUGUAAAUUAGGCGAAAAACAUGGAAAAAUAUUAACUUAAAUAAUGGCAUACCUACAUAGUAAUAUUCAUACUACUCAAUGAUUUUGUUUUUGAUUAAAGUUUUAAUUUAAGUUAAAAACAAUUGUCUCUCUCAUGGUCAUUUUAUCAUCAGGAUCAGUAAAUCAAAAAUACAUCUGUAGUAGACACUGUACAACUUGAUGGAGGAAUUAUGUAGUUUAUAAAGCUUGCAGUAAAAUAAAACACAUGUUGCAUGGUGCUAUGCACCCAGAAUUCUAACUUCACAGAUAGUGAUAUAAAAAUUUGUGCAAGAAUUCGAAUGAGCAAGUAUGUGAGAGUGCAAGUAUGCAAGUUCACAAGUAUGAAAGUGUGCAACAAAGUAAUUUUAAACUUAAAUUUUCUAAUUAGCAUUGAAGUUGCAAUCAUAGACUGCUAUACAAGCAAGAAGAUGUUGUGAAUAUGAACUUUCGAAUGGGAUGAAGAAUUGAUUGUGGUGUAAGCUGUGGUGUAAAGUGCAAAAAAUAAUGCUGUAGGUGAACGUGAUUGACAACAUGAGUGAGAUAUCACCUCACACGACUAUAAAAGUCGAGCCUGUGGAGGCUGUUGAUCCUUCUGUACAGACAGAUGCAAAUGGAACAACAAUUCAGGCAGCAACAUCUUACCUUGCAAAAAAUACUGAUGCCCUUAGUGUGAAAAUAAAAACAGAGGUUGAUGAUGAGAGUGUCAGAACUGAGAGACUUAAAACAGUUACAGAAAAAAAUGCAUCUGAUGUAGUAAAUCCUGUGGCUCCAUCAGGAAAAAAAUGUAAUAGUGUACGGGAUAAUGGGAAAUCAGAGACUUCCAAGGGUAAUGGAGUUGUUUCCCAAAAUAUGGGAACUGCUAUAAAUAAAGUGGCAAGCCAAACCAUCAAGCAAGAAAUUGAUGAAAGUAACUCUGUUACCCAGUGUUCAGAUGGAACAGCUGCUCAUAGCAAAGCUAGUGAUAAUAUUAUCAAAGGAAAUUCUUUGCUUAGAACUAUAUUGAUUGGGGCUAAUAAAAAUCUUCAAAAGCCAUCUGCAGAGCAGCACAUCGGACAGCAGAGUGGUCAAGCCACGACGGUACAGCCAGUUGUCCGCUCCUCUGAGCAGUCGAGCACAGAUGAGGCCUUCAGUUUGAGAGAGUGUCUUAUACCAGGCAUGGAGGCUGAUGAUAUGUACAGCGACUCUGAAAGUGAACGAGAUGAGCUGGACGCGACCAAACGCGCUCCUCAACAGAAGAGAAACCCAGUCCUUAGUGAGCACCCGCAAGGCGAUUCUUCACAGAACAGUGCAUCGCAAGGGAUUGGGGACGUUGAUCAGCCAGGAAAAACACCUGCUGGCAAAACCAACAUUUUUUCAUGUAUUGCAUGUGGAAUGAGCUUUCGCUUUCGGUCUACAUUUAUAACUCACUUAGAAAGAAAUGUCAAGAAAUUGUCUUAUGAUUGUAAACAUUGUGCUACAAAGAUGGUGUUCUAUAACAAAUGCAAGCUUAUUGACCACAUGCGCAUGCAUGGUGAAGAUACCACAGUGCCAGAUGCAGAUGAUCUAGUGUCACUGAUAAUUUCUAAGUCACAUCACAGUCAAGAACCAUCUUUGGAGGGUGAAGAUAGUGACUCUGACAUUGAAAUUUGUGAUUUUGACUCUCAGCUUCGCACCUUGUUUGAUGGCGCUGCUUCUGACGCUGUUAAAUCUGAAUGCACAGUUGAGAAAAACAAUUCUGCUGUAGAAAAGUCUAAAAUGACAGGCAAUAAAGUUGUUAAGGAUAUUACUACUUACAACAGAUUGAAAUCUGUAAAAUUGAGCGCGGAUCCUGCGGGAAAAAAACCUGCACAUUCAAAGGGCAGUUCCGACCCUGCAGGGGGCAGACUCAAACAUGCUGUUGGUAACCCAGAUACGGAAGUGAACAGAUCUGAAACCACGGAUGGCGGUCUUGAUCCUGUUUUGAGCAUACCUGAAUCAGCGGGUAGCAGUAUCAAUUCUGCGGUGAUCGCAUCUGAAUCUGCAAAUGUCAGUCGUGAUUCUGCUUUUAGCGGACCUGAUUCUGCUGGUGGCAGUGUUGAUUCUGCUGUGAGCGGAUCUGAAUCUGCAGGUGGUAGUUUUGACUCUACAUUGAGUGGUACUGAUUCAGCAGUUGAUAAGAUUGUUCCCACAGUGAACAGAUGUAAAUCUGCGAGUAGGAGUCUGGGUUCUGCCGUGAGCCGCAGUCAAACGGCAGUUGAAAUCCCAAAACCUGUAACGAGCAAAUCAAGAUUCCAAGCUGGCAGCUUCAAAAAUACAGGAAACAGAUCAGUCAUUUGCCUUGACCAUGCAUCACAAAAAUCUGAAGUUAUUGCUGAGAAAGCUGAGCCUGGGUCAAAAAGAUCUCAACCUGCCAACAAAACUAUGAGUUAUAUUUUGAACAGAAAUAUGUCACCGGUUGUAAGCUCUUCCUCUUCCAUUAUCAGACAUACAGAAACUAAAUCAACUCAUGCAUUGGUGAGGCACAUCUCUUCAAUUAGGCCUGUUCAUUCUAACCUGAGGCCUUCAGCUUCGUCCGUCAGGCCGGUGUUGUCCGUGAGACCAUUUCAUUCAGGUAAACCCCUCCCUACGUACAGGUGGGUAUCGUCCGUUGGGACUCAAAUCUCCGUUCUCAAAAACGAUUCUGCUGUUACCACUUCAGAAAGUACAGUUGCCAGACCUGCAGUCUCAACCUCAGAACCUGUAUGUGUUGGCCUGCGAGUAAAAGGAUUUGCUCUGGAACAAAAGGAUAAUAUUCCAAACAUCAAUGUUAUAAACCCACCUGAUAAUGUGGAGAUAAUCUGCAGUGAGUGCAAAACAAAAAUGCUGCUAGGAGAAUUACAAAGUCAUUUUCAGACUGUAAAUCCCUUGCUUACUGUGGACAGCCUUCGCUGUCUGAGGUGUGUGUUGAUUCUCCCGACGAGCUGCAGCUUCAUCGCUCACAAACGCAUCCACGCCAAACUGAAGCCGUUUGUGUGUCCUGAGUGCGGGCACGUGUUCACGACGUUCGAGAUGCUGACAGUGCACCUUCACAGCGUGUGCUUCCACAUGCAGAAGUGCGUGUGUUACUGCUGCACCUUCUGCAAGGUCCUCUGCAACACCGCAGACGAGCUUGUGGAUCACAUCAUGCGGAGCAAACAUUUUGUAUAUGCAUUUAUGUGCACCGCAUGUAAUGCAGUGUACCAAGAAUUUGCAGAACUGCAGUCGCACAUUGAGGAACGCCAUGCUCCCAUACAACAGCCAUCAAAGAGGAUCUACUACAAGUGUCUGUUGUGUCCACACAAGCUUAUAUGUGUGCAGGAUAUACGUGUGCAUGCUGCGAGUCAUCCAAAAAUGCGAGAUUCACUAGUGUAUUACUAUAAGUGUGGCACGUGCUCCUUCGUAGCGUACAGCAAGGACAAGUUUGCCUCUCACCGAGAAGUGUGCAGUGCUGCAUUACCGACUCUCAGCAAUGUACGACCAUCUCACAAACUUAUUGUCAAACAGAAGGACAAAGCCAGUGCUCCCCAGACAGUGUUGAUUCAGGCUAUUGAUUCGAGAGGAAAUGUUACUUUUCAGAGGCAAUUGCUUCAUGGAUCAUUCGUAAAUGGUCAGACUAAUGCAGUGAGAUCACCAAUUAAAAUUGUAAAGAAAUCAAGCCUACAUUCUAAUGCUAAUAUGAGACACAAAACUGCAAACCCUGUUCCCAACUCAAAUAUAAGCCCCAAGACAAUAAAUCCCUUGCCAAACUCUGCUGUCAUUAAUUUUGUUGAUACGAAUGCGGGAUGUGAAAAUACAUAUUCCAUUAAUGAAACACGUGAAAACAACUCCGAUGAGGCACGGGAUAGCGGAAUGCCAAUUGAAGAAAAUGAAACGAUGUUUACUACUAAUUUUGGCGAUGCUGGAGAAGGGAACGAAAAAGAUCCCUUGAGCUUAGAAGGAAUGGAGCCGUCUAAAACCACUACGAGUUCGUGUGUCGUGUGCGGCAAGUUUGUGGAGCGCUCGUUGAUCCGUUCAGGAGUCCAACGUGUGCCUGUUCGUUGUGCUUCUUGCGUGGCUAAGUCGUGCUACGAAUCAAAGUCGAAAACUAGCACAGUACUUGUGGUUAGUCCAAAAAGUAUUUCAAGCAGUAGUAUCCAACCAUCUGAUGCUGGCCCAGCACGGAAGAAACGAAGGUUAUCUUCAUCUGCUACGAAUGAUAAAUUUAAGUGCAGUAGGUGCUCGUGUCUUCUUGUCAGUGUUGACCAUGCCGUUAUUCAAAGCCAUUAUAAAUCAGUUCAUGAUGAGGAACUUUCGCCAGAGCUUCUAGAGCAGGAAGUGAAGGCCGCUAAAGAAAAAGCAACCAUCUCUUCUACAAAAGUAGAUGGUAAAACUGACAAAAAGAAUGGUUUAGACCAAAGUACGAAGAGUGCAGGUAGUAGUACAAAAGCUAAAAAGAAAAAGAAAACUUCUAAAAGUGUAGAAUCUAAAAGCAAUGCUACUAUUACACAUUCAGCACCUGAAAAUUAUGAUGUUCAUGAGAAAAUUGAUAAUGAAAGUGAUGUGAAAUCGGAUGACGGCCAGAAAGAUUUAAGGGAGGGUUAUCCAUGUAACUACGGUAACUGCCAGUUCUCAACCAGUGAUUUGUCAGCUUUCAAAGAGCACAUUAUUUCACACAGAUCAGAAGAGUACAUAUAUCAGUGCAUGGAAUGUGGCUUUGCUAGCAAGUCAGGCUUCUCCUUGUCCUAUCACUUGAUGAUAAAACACGGUAUCGUGGAUGCUCAGAGCUAUGCAAACGAUAAAAAAGAAUGCUAUUUUGGUGGCGAAAGUGACAGUUCAGAUUGUGACUCGGACUGCUCUUGGAGUGAAUCACGAAACAACAGCACUGAAAAUGUGGCCGAGAAUGAAUGUCGAGUGUGUAGAGAGACAUUUGAGAGCUCACAAGAAUUAGGCCAACACAUUCGCACUCAUGGUAUGGCAUUUUUAGUGCAUAUGAGAAAGAAUCGUAACAGUCUGCUGGAAAAACAAGUUGUAUCAUAAUAUAAAGAUUUUUAGAACAUGUGUAAAUACAAUCGCUGUUAAUAUUUUUUUUUUUUUUAUAAUUUGGACUGAUAUUUUAACAUAGGUAAUAUUGCUGUGUAGUUAUUUUUGACUCAUAUUUAUUUGUGCAACUACAAAUUUCACCUGCAUUCAAGUUUCUACACAAAAAUAUAGAAGUAUUUUUAGGUUUUUGUUUUAAAGUAGUUUUUUAGAAUCAAUUUUAUUUUUGUGUUUAUGUUGGUGUAAUUUUGUACGAGAGCAUUGUUUAUCAGUCACAUUGAAAAUUUAACAGGGUAAAUGAUAAUGUUCCUUACAGUAAAAUGUUUUCAUUUAGGCUAGAAUCACCUUUGCAAUUUUUUCUCCUAACUGAUUUAAAGCCAUCUGUAUUAUGUUUUUUGGCACAAAAUUCAUGUAAGUUGUUGUACUAUUGAGAUACACUUGUUUCUGGUGUAAAUAAGAUAUAAUGUUUGCAAUGUUAGAUUUUAAACAUUCCUACAUUACACGUGUGUUAUAAUAACAAUAUAUAUUGCCUAAACAUUUCAUCAACUGUUUUCUGUAGCAAGUUGUUAAGGAGUCGCCAACUUCUGUGAAGAAAUUCAAUUUGCUAUUUUUUAAAAGUGAUUUUUUCCUUGUGAUUCCUAUGUUUUGCUUUUUUAUAGUUCUAGUUUUGAAACAUUAGCAACUACCAAUGUUGCCCAAUAUUCAACUUUAGAUCAGUUGUAUCUAACAUUAAGAAACCCAUAGCACCUGACUGUAAAUAAAUUUUCCUUAGGCCCUCUAACUACAUAAAAAAAAACACAUGAAUGAUAAAAUAGUGGAACAAAUAAAUGUGAUUCAUUGAUAUAAUAAUUGGUUUAUACCUUGUUUAGUAUCAGUAAAAGCGGUUGCAGUCUAUAUACCUUAAAAAAAACAGCUUUAUUAUACAUGUUUUACAAAAAAAUUAAAUUAUUAUUUAAUGUUACCCUUUUUUUUUUGUGCCCUAAUUGUGGUUUGAGGCCCAAUCUGAAAUUUUCCAUGUCCCGGUAACUGAGUCAUGGCAUGGCAGUUGGAAAACACUGCUUUAGAUUAACUGAAUAUUGUGCUAUAUCAAUGCAACAUAUCAAUAUCUGGUAUGCCAGAAGCAAAUACUCAUCACGUGCAAUGUGAAAACAUAUAUAAUUUAACCCUUCAUAGUGAUACAAAUAUAAAUCUGCCUGCAGAGUUCAACUAUAAUCCAGCUCAUUUGAGGCCACAACCUUGCUGGAUUAAUAAUUUUGCUGGAUUUUUAGAUAUUGUUACAGUUUAAACAGGAAUACCAAGUGUGAAUUGUGAAAUGGAACCCACUAGAAAACAGGAAACACUAAACAGAAAUGAAAUCCAAAGGUAAUGACAAACUCUGAGCUAACAAAAAAUACUAGCUGCGCAAUAAUGCUACCUGGCUGCCAGAGUCAACAGCUGAAACCCAUUAAAAAAAAUCUGAUCACAAGCAUUUGGAUUGGUGCCAAAUGGAAAAAUGUGCCAUUCCAUACGAUGGAAAAUUUAAAACCUUUCACUGUACUUUUUUAAAAAAAAUUUCAACUUGUUUGGCACUAUUAAAGCUUAACACAUGUCUAUAUGGUUGUAAGACUAUGCUAUUUCUGUUAGUAGAGACAAGAUUUUAUGGUUUUAUUUUUAGUCCAAUUUUGUUUAAAAAAAAAUAUAAUUCAUUAUUCUUGUUAUUAUUUAUAUAAAGGCUGUUUGUAAUACUUAAUCCACCAAAAUAGGGGUAAAAUUUAUAUUCUGCAUUUUACAAUAAAAUAAUUUACAAUAAAUUGGUCUGAAACAAAACAAUAAAAAUAAAUAAGCAAGAAUUUGUGGUUUAAAAGUGAUUCGAUAAUAGGUGCACAGUAAAAUUAAUUAAAUUAAUUUUUCUGAUCCAUGCACUUUGGUACAAUGUUUGUCAGGAAAUUACAUUCGUUGCAUUUCAAACAAUAAGAGAUAACUUUUUUUUUAUGAUUUGAAUUAAGUUUUUAUAAAUACUACUUAAUUCCAUGAUAUAACUUGCUUUUCAGUGCUAAUGGUGUAUUAACUUGUGUUUUGGUGCUAUGCUGUGUUUUAACACAUUUUACGGUGUUUCCUGGUUUAUCGCAAUUCACUACACAAUCUUGUCCCUAAGUAUCAGAUGUGAUGAACUUCUUUUAUAUGUUAUUUUAUUAUGGAUUCCUGUAAAUUUUAUACUUUGUGAAAUGUAAUCAACAGCAGUAUGGUGCUGUAAGUAACUUGAAGAGUAUGAGAAAUUUAAGAUUUAUAAAGAGUUCCAUAGAGAGAUUGAUAUGAAACAGUUAUGCAUUGUUGAGAUUUAUUUACAUAAACUUGAGCUUAGUACUGUGCUAUUUUUCAGUGAGAAUCCUGCUAUCUUCCUACGGUACAGGUUAUUUAUUGGUUGUAACUACAAGUUGUAUUCAAAGCUUUACAGUGAAUUAUUGCGGGCUUUGGAAAUGAAGUUUAAAGUUUGACAUGUCUUCACAAAAGUUUCUUCUCAAGAAUUUUAUCAAGAAUGGCAAAUAUUUUGCCCGAGCUAAGAAAAUCUUGAAUUUUAUGUAAAGGCAUGAAUUCUUACAGAUGUGCCACAAGAAUUUGACUUAAGGUCUAUAGAAUUUGUAUUAGCCCACUAGCUCUUUGUGUUAUUUUGAAUGUAAACUUAUAUCAACUUAUAUCAACUAUAUAAUGUAAUGUAAAUUUGGAGAUGAUAGUACAAGAAUCCUGUGAAAUAUGUAUCCCAUGAAUUAUUGUUAUGCACCCAGUGUGUAGCAGUGUAUUUUCAAAGUGAAUUUUUUGAGAACUUGUCUUGUUUAAUAUCAGUUAGUGAAUAUUUUGCUCUCUGUGAAAAUGUCUUAAAAGGAUUUUACUGUACUAUUUUGAUGCAGCUUUUUUUCUAACUAUGUCAUCCACAAUAAUUAUUUUAUUUUGUGAAUAAAUUCAUGAUGUGACUAUGAAAA